Molecule: messenger RNA, 438 nt
Organism: Cloeon dipterum
Lineage: Eukaryota; Metazoa; Arthropoda; Insecta; Ephemeroptera; Baetidae
Product: membrane metallo-endopeptidase-like 1
Exons: 4
Coding region: 1-438 (145 amino acids)
Biological process (GO): protein processing
Cellular component (GO): plasma membrane
Molecular function (GO): metalloendopeptidase activity
Source: RefSeq, a predicted model, not a curated record
AUGGGGACUGUGUUAGCACACGAAUUUACUCACGGCUUUGACGAUGAGGGAAGAACGUAUGACGAAAGCGGAGAUGAUAAGGAUUGGUGGUCGGACGUAGCAUUGAAUAGUGUAGAAACAUUUGACGAGGACAUUGCAGACAACGGAGGAGUGAGCCUUUCCUAUCGUGCUUACAAGAGGCUUAACGCUAAGAAAGAAAAGUUGAAAGAUCUUGAAGAAUACACUGACGAACAACUAUUUUUUAUCGGAUAUGCAAAUUCAUUCUGCCGUAGCGAGACAGUUGAAUUCACGGAACACACUAUCAAAGCUGACGAACACAGCCCUCCUAAAUAUCGAGUAAACGUUCCACUGUCCAAUAUGAAAGAAUUCGCUGAUGCCUUUCAAUGCCGCGAAGGAAGUAACAUGAACCCAAGAAGAGAAAAAUGCAAAAUCUGGUAG